AUGCAUGGGAAUGUGUCGCCCCGACCCGAGCCCAUCGCCAUGGAAAAUGAUCCUGGUUCCGCGGGGCCGGUUGCGGUUGUGCGACUACGGUCCGAGGCGGUCGUUCGUCCAUGGACGGUUACGCAGCAAGGGUCACUCGGAGGAAUUGCUGUCGAUCCAACAUACGUGCAUGGGUUGACCCAUGCAAAUGGAGAGGUCACCUGCCAUAUUAUUGAUGAUGUCAACUUCACAGUCUAA
This is a messenger RNA of Penicillium paradoxum, 237 nucleotides long. RefSeq lists its product as uncharacterized. The record is from RefSeq and is a predicted model, not a curated record. Bases 1 to 237 code for a protein of 78 amino acids. The transcript has a single exon. NCBI's taxonomy places the organism in Eukaryota, Fungi, Ascomycota, Eurotiomycetes, Eurotiales, Aspergillaceae.